This is a messenger RNA of Fusarium graminearum PH-1, 633 nucleotides long. RefSeq lists its product as uncharacterized. The coding region runs from base 1 to 633 and encodes 210 amino acids. NCBI's taxonomy places the organism in Eukaryota, Fungi, Ascomycota, Sordariomycetes, Hypocreales, Nectriaceae. The record is from RefSeq and is a predicted model, not a curated record. The transcript has 2 exons.
AUGGUCGUGGACUAUUUUCUACGUGGGCGGCAGUUUGGCCGUUUCCUGGCCAACCAUACUGAUGCACACGAGAGAUAUGGUUUCACUGAUCAAGAUAUCAGAUGGAUCAGCAGAUACUGCCCCGAGACAGGCGCAAACGACAAUGAGGUUGAAUACGAAGAGAAAUGGUUCGAUCCUAGAAGCUUGAGCACAGCAAGGAUGCACUGGAGACGUGCGAUGAAGAAAUUGAACGAUGAAGCACACGAAUCCGAAAUCGAAGCCGAAGACGAUAAUGGAGAAGAAGCUGAAGUUGAGGCUGAUCCUCAUCCUUCAUCACCUUUUCAUCCACGGACCCAGCCUUCGUCUCCUCCACUAUCGAUCCGGGCUCAACCACGAUUUGGAACUACACCAGCGUCUGUUCCUGCCCUAUCAACAGAGCCUCGGCCUCGUGUUCCUCACUGUACCCAACCUGCCACCAGCAGUCACUCUCGCGGUCAUAACACUCAUCAACCCCCAAUGCCAUAUCGCGCAUCAAUGAGCUCACGAUCCCGACGCCAAGCUUCCGGUGGGGAGGAAUUCGAUCUACGGAAUUCCUCCUUUUCACAUGGGAGUCGACUUUAUCGCCCCGUCGAGGAUGCAAGUGGUGAAAAUUAG